AUGGCUAACCCAAGAGGGGAAUGCAAGGCCAUCACACUAAGAAGUGGAAAGGUAGUGGUGGAGGCUUCCUCAAACCACAACUUGCAAGAAAAAGAAGCUGUAAAUGACUCAGAGACCAAGAAAGAAGAAGAGACACCUGAUAUAGCUCCACCAAAGCAAGUUUUAAAGCCCUAUGUAACAAAAGCACCCUACCCACAAAGGCUGAGAAAAGAUGGGAAGGACAACCAGUUUUCUAGGUUCUUAGAGAUCUGGGAUAUCAACAUUGAGAAAGCAUUAUGUGAUCUGGGAGCUAGCAUCAACCUUAUGUCCUUAGCCAUGAUGAAAAGAAUGAGAAUUGAAGAAGCCAAACCAACAAGAAUGACACUUCAAUUAGCUGAUAGAACAUUCAAGUUUUCACAUGGAAUGGUGGAGGACUUGUUGGUCAAGGUAGGGGAGUUCAUCUUCCCAGUUGAUUUUGUUGUACUUGAUAUGGAGGAAGAGGCUAACAUAUCAAUCAUACUAGGAAGACCAUUCCUAGCUACAACUGGAGCUAUAAUUGAUGUACAAAAGGGAUAG
Arachis stenosperma is the source of this 555-nucleotide messenger RNA. RefSeq lists its product as uncharacterized. The record is from RefSeq and is a predicted model, not a curated record. NCBI's taxonomy places the organism in Eukaryota, Viridiplantae, Streptophyta, Magnoliopsida, Fabales, Fabaceae. The transcript is spliced from 2 exons. The coding region runs from base 1 to 555 and encodes 184 amino acids.